AUGCAUAUGAUCGCUGGAACCAUUGCGGUAGCAUUACUAGUUGCUUCCGCAGCCGCGGCCCCUGUGGAUCAGUUGUCCGUGGACAAGUUGUCACCAAAGACUCAGAUAGAGAAGGCUACUUACUGGGAUCUCUUAGGCAAAAGGAUCAUUGCAGAGUUGGAUCUUAUGGUCCCUCGAGGUGUACCUGUGGUGGCUAGCCAUGGUAAAGAUGAUGAUAACGACAAGGACGACGACGACUAUGAUGAUGAUGACGAUGAUGACCAUGGCGACGAUGACCAUGAUGACCAUGACGACCAUGAUCACUGGAAAGAAGUAAAGACUCGAGGCCACAAAGACCAUGACCACCAUGGUAAGGGUAUGAAGGCCAGAGGCCACAGGGACCAUGACGACCACGAUGGUCACGAUGAUGACGAUGACGAUGACGAUGACGAUGACCAUCACCACAAUAAGAGUGUCAAAGCUAGAGGCCAUGGACGACACUGGGACGAUGAUGAUGACCAUGAUGAUGAUGACCAUGAUGAUGAUGACCAUGAUGAUGAUGACCAUGAUGAUGAUGACCAUGACGGUCACGACGACGACGAUGAUCACCAUCAUCAUAGGGGCAUCAAAUCUAGAGGCCACAAAGAUCAUGACCAUGAUGAUGAUGACCACGACGACCACGAUGAUCAUCAUGAUGAUGAUGACCACCAUAGAAAGAGAUGCCUCAAGUGUAGAGGUUAUGGAGACCAUCACGAUGACCACGAUGGCCACGACGACCACGAUAAUGAUGAUGAUGAUGAUGAUGAUGAUGACCACCAUGACCGAAAAUAA
Messenger RNA from Trichophyton benhamiae CBS 112371, 810 nucleotides. RefSeq lists its product as uncharacterized. Lineage: Eukaryota; Fungi; Ascomycota; Eurotiomycetes; Onygenales; Arthrodermataceae. The transcript is spliced from 2 exons. The record is from RefSeq and is a predicted model, not a curated record. The coding region runs from base 1 to 810 and encodes 269 amino acids.